AUGAACAUAUCAAAUGGUCGACACCCUUGCAGCAACAAAAGUCAUCUGAGGUAUUUAAAGCUCGUUCCGGAGGGUUUUAAUGGCAUAAUAGGUGCAAUUGACGGAUGCCAUAUACAAAUUAAAAAACCUGCGGGCAACGACUACGACUACUAUAACAGGAAACAGGUACAUUCUGUAAUACUGCAGGGAAUUUGCAAUGAAAAUUGCAAAUUCAUAAAUAUUUCAACCGGCUACCCAGCUACUACCCGGGUGUUCGGGCUUAGACCGAUUGGACAAGAGCUACAGGACAAUGAUCAGAGAAUGAUAGCUCCUGAACACCACCUAAUAGGUGAUGCAGCCUACAGACUCACCACUUAUCUUCUCACACCUUACCGCGAUACUGGUCACUUGACCGAAAGUCAAUCAAACUACAAUAAAAAAUUGUCCUCGGUCAGAUCAGUGAUUGAAAGAAGUUUUGGAAGAUUAAAAGGUAAGUUUC
Messenger RNA from Nilaparvata lugens (brown planthopper), 478 nucleotides. RefSeq names its product putative nuclease HARBI1. The transcript has 3 exons. The annotation marks the transcript as partial. NCBI's taxonomy places the organism in Eukaryota, Metazoa, Arthropoda, Insecta, Hemiptera, Delphacidae. The record is from RefSeq and is a predicted model, not a curated record.